AUGGCUACAAUGAAUUUUGACUUCUCACGCCCCGUUGCUCUACCUUCACCCGAGCAGUCGUUUACAAGAACGCUUGCUGAGGGGCCAGCUCCACCAUCAAGAGAUGGCUCCCCCCAGGUGUCGCCUAUUCCCCCGGCUGGUCAGCCCGUUUUCGAACAACUUCCAUCAUCAAAGAUCACAAGGUCCCGCAGAAUUGCAAUUACUACGUUGCUAGUUUCAGCAAAUCUUGUCCAGAUGACUGUUAACUUUGCCGGGAUUGCUGGUGGUAGUCGGCUGAGUCAGUCCAUGGGAGUCAAGAAGACAUACGCCUCUUGGAUUGCAGCAAGUUAUCCACUAACUCAAGGUACAUUGGUUCUCAUCAGUGGUCGACUGGGAGAUGUCUAUGGACACCGAGAGCUUCUGCUUGCUGGCGGGGCAUGGCUCAGCAUGACCACGCUAGCCAGUGCGUUUUGCAACCACGCCUUCUUUGCUUUCGUCAUAACGCGAGCUCUUUCAGGCUUAGGGGGCGCCUUCAUCAUGCCAAACGCAGUAGCCAUGAUCUCAAGCACUAACCCUCCCGGUCGUGUACGGAACCUCAGUUUGGGUUUCUUUGCUGCAUCUGCGCCCAUAGGUGGUUAUUUUGGGGCAUUAUUUCUCGGUGCAUUCAUGGAGACGACAGAAUGGAAAUGGUUUUUUGUGUUUAUUGCCAGUCUCGGUGUCAUCACAUUCCUCGCUAUCUGGGCACUGAGCUCCCGCGAGACUCCAGUUGACCUGCAUGGCAAAAUUGAUGUUGUGGGUUCUGCUCUAGGUGUUAGCUCACUGGUUCUCUUUAACUUUGUCUGGAAUCAAGCCCCCAGUGUCGGAUGGCAAACGCCUUAUGAGAUUGCUCUCCUACUUCUAUCCAUCAUUCUCUUCGGUGCAUUCCUCGUUUGGGAGAAGCGAUAUACUGCCUACCCAAUUAUGCCGCUCGAGAUUUUCAAAGCACCAUGCUUCCUCGUCGUUAUCCUGGUUGUUCUUCUCAACUACAUGGCUGUAGGUACUCUGAUCUGGUACCAAGUCCUGUGGUUGCAAGAGGUUUGGAAAUGGACCCCCCUUGAAUUUGCCGUCGGCUGGACACCAUUCGUCAUUUGUGCCACGGCGGCCGCCUGCCUUGCUGCUUGGCUGGUUCCUCGCGUAUCAGCGCAAUGGAUUCUAGCCAUUGGGACCUGCACGAUCCUGGUAUCAAAUGCACUAAUGGCAACUGUUCCACUCCAUCAAAGCUAUUGGGCCCAAGUUUUCCCAUCUGUUGUGCUCUUUGCUUUCUGUCCUGACUUAGUAUAUACCGCCGGGCAAAUCAUUGCUAGUAACUCUGUUCGUCGGCAUCAGCAAGGUAUUGCGGGCUCUAUCAUUGGCACGUUAAACCUCUAUGGGAAUAGUCUCGGUUUGGGAUUUGCCUCCACUAUUGAAGGUCAAAUUAGCAAGAGUUCGGGAAGCCAGAUCUUGGGUUACAGAUCCGCACUCUUUUUUGGUGUUGCAAUUAGUGUUCUGGCUCUCAUACUUGAUGUCGCGUUUGUUAGACUGGUAAAGGAUGAUCGUGAGGGAUGGGCUGAAGAGGAUCGCAUACAGAUAGAUGAGAGGGAACUUGCCAACCUUGCUGAGACCACUGGUGCUAACCGUCUUGCAGCAGUCGAAAGAUUGUGA
This is a messenger RNA of Penicillium bovifimosum, 1659 nucleotides long. Its product is annotated as Major facilitator superfamily domain general substrate transporter. Gene Ontology annotation, molecular function: transmembrane transporter activity. Lineage: Eukaryota; Fungi; Ascomycota; Eurotiomycetes; Eurotiales; Aspergillaceae. Gene Ontology annotation, cellular component: membrane. The transcript has 5 exons. The record is from RefSeq and is a predicted model, not a curated record. Bases 1 to 1659 code for a protein of 552 amino acids. Gene Ontology annotation, biological process: transmembrane transport.